AUGAUGUUCCCCAGCACUCUUUCGCUUGCUGCUCUCCUUGCCGUCUGCUCCAUGGCGCUUGCGAGCCCUGCCCCCAAGGCGGACACAAGGACAGUCACGCGUACAGACACUAUCACCACCUCUGUGACCGACACCACCACUACGAACACGAGGACUUCGCGUACAACGACUGUCGUCCCGAUCACCACGACGUUCACAAGGACCACCACGACUACAACUGUGACGCCGACAACAACUACAACUUUCGUGCACGCAUAG
Sparassis crispa is the source of this 258-nucleotide messenger RNA. RefSeq lists its product as hypothetical. Lineage: Eukaryota; Fungi; Basidiomycota; Agaricomycetes; Polyporales; Sparassidaceae. The transcript is spliced from 2 exons. The record is from RefSeq and is a predicted model, not a curated record. Bases 1 to 258 code for a protein of 85 amino acids.